Molecule: messenger RNA, 1319 nt
Organism: Populus trichocarpa (black cottonwood)
Lineage: Eukaryota; Viridiplantae; Streptophyta; Magnoliopsida; Malpighiales; Salicaceae
Product: thioredoxin reductase 2
Exons: 2
Coding region: 33-1142 (369 amino acids)
Biological process (GO): removal of superoxide radicals
Cellular component (GO): cytoplasm
Molecular function (GO): thioredoxin-disulfide reductase (NADPH) activity
Source: RefSeq, a predicted model, not a curated record
AAUGAAAAAAAGCAAAAUCCCAUAAAAGAGGAAUGAAUCAAACAUCCAGCAGACUAAAAUCCCUCCUCUUUAAAGCCCGCAAUUUCAUAGGCAUAGCCACCACGUCCAUCGUCGCCGCUUCCUUCUCCACCACGUCCACUCCUAAAAUAACCACCGCAACCUUCACCGCCAUGGAAGAGCUCAAGACCCGUGUCUGCAUAAUCGGAAGCGGACCCGCGGCACACACUGCAGCGAUCUAUGCCUCUCGAGCUGAGCUAAAACCCAUCUUGUUUGAAGGUUGGAUGGCAAAUGAUAUCGCCCCCGGCGGCCAGCUUACGACCACAACUGACGUGGAAAACUUUCCUGGUUUUCCUGAAGGAAUAAUGGGGGGUGAUCUGACCGAGAAGUUCCGGGCUCAAUCCGCCCGUUUUGGGACCCAAAUCUUUACUGAAACGGUUACUAAAGUGAAUUUUUCGAAAACCCCAUUUGAGGUUUUCACUGAUUCUAAACGUGUCGUUGCUGAUUCGGUUAUUGUUUCUACCGGGGCGGUGGCGAAGAAGCUGAGUUUUGCAGGGUCGGAAACGUUUUGGAAUAGAGGAAUUUCGGCUUGCGCGGUGUGUGAUGGGGCUGCGCCUAUUUUUAGGGAGAAGCCAUUGGCUGUGAUUGGAGGAGGGGAUUCCGCAAUGGAAGAAGCGAAUUUCUUGACCAAGUAUGGAUCUAAGGUUUAUAUUAUUCACAGGAGGGAUACAUUUAGGGCUUCUAAGAUAAUGCAAAGUAGGACGUUGUCGAAUCCGAAGAUCGAGGUCAUUUGGAAUUCUGUAGUGGAGGAGGCUUAUGGAGAGAGGGUUGUAGGUGGGCUUAAAGUGAAGAAUGUGGUUACUGGGGAGGUUUCGGAUUUGAAGGUUAAUGGGUUGUUUUUUGCUAUUGGACACGAGCCUGCUACUAGGUUUUUGGAUGGGCAGUUGGAGCUGGAUUCUGAUGGGUAUGUUGCGACUAAACCGGGGACUACAAAGACUAGUGUUCGUGGGGUUUUUGCUGCUGGUGAUGUUCAGGAUAAGAAGUACAGACAGGCUAUUACUGCUGCUGGCACUGGCUGCAUGGCAGCGCUAGAUGCAGAGCAUUACUUGCAAGAGAUUGGAUCCCAAGAGGGCAAAAGUGAUUGACUAUCUAGGAUAUGAAAGGGUACUCGGGAAUCUGAAUAACAGAGUUACCCAGAUGUGCUGCAGACUUUGAUUGCAUCGUAGUAUGUAUACAACAUUAGCACAAUAUUAUCAGUCCAUUCAUUACUCGAUUUGUAAGUGGAAUUUGUUGGACAUAAUUUAUGUUUCCACCUUUUCUUC